CCCCCUGCUUGUGCGCGCUCCCACCCUUCCAGGAAGGGGCGGGGAAAAGGAGGCGCCAGAGGCAGCCACCGCGCUCCCCAAGCUCUUUAAAAUCCGAGAGCCUGGGCAGCACUGCUAGCCGCGCCACAUCCCAGCUCUGAGUAUCCGCGCGUAUCCAGCCGGCUCUUCUGUAGCGCGGUCUCGGGACGCGCCCAUGCGGCCACUCACCAUGUCCGGGCACUUUCUGCUGGCGCCCAUCCCCGAGUCCUCCUCUGACUACCUCCUGCCUAAGGACAUUAAGCUGGCGGUGCUGGGCGCGGGUCGUGUGGGCAAGAGCGCAAUGAUUGUGCGCUUCUUGACCAAGAGAUUCAUCGGCGACUACGAACCUAACACAGGCAAACUGUAUUCGAGACUCGUCUAUGUGGAGGGGGACCAGCUGUCGCUACAGAUCCAGGACACUCCGGGAGGCAUCCAGGCCCAAGACAGCCUCAGUCAAAUGGUGGAUUCUCUGUCCAAAUGUGUGCACUGGGCAGAGGGCUUUCUGCUGGUUUAUUCCAUAACAGACUAUGAGAGCUACCAGUCCAUUCGGCCCCUUUACCAGCAUAUCCGGAAGGUCCACCCUGAUGGAAAAGCCCCUGUCAUCGUCGUGGGAAACAAAGGAGACCUUGUGCAUGCCCGGCAGGUGCAGACACAUGAGGGUCUUCAGCUAGCUAAUGAGCUGGGCAGUCUCUUCCUUGAAAUUUCUACUAGUGAAAACUACGAAGAUGUCUGCGAUGUGUUCCAACAUCUCUGCAAAGAAGUGAGCAAGCUGCAUGGCCUCAGCGGGGAGCGGAGGAGGGCAUCCAUCAUCCCCCGGCCCCGAUCCCCCAACAUGCAGGACCUGAAGAGGCGCUUCAGGCAGGCCCUGUCCUCCAAAGUAAAAGGGCCCUCCACCCUGGGGUGAUCCAUCUCAGACAGACUGGCAUAUUAUUAUUAUUAAUAAGCAUUUGUGCUGCCAUAAAGACUGGCCCUUUCCCCCCUUUAAAACAUAUUCAGAGUUUAUUUUUAUAAUGACUUUAUUGGCUUUCAAGUGUAUGUAUAUUUCUGAAAAUUCAAACAAUGGAUUUUUUAAUGAGUUUUUUUUAACUGUAACUGUUGUUAGCCACUCUUCCAUUAAAGGCAAAAUGGCAAUACUA
Messenger RNA from Mastomys coucha (southern multimammate mouse), 1154 nucleotides. RefSeq names its product RAS like family 11 member A (gene Rasl11a). The transcript has 4 exons. Bases 194 to 922 code for a protein of 242 amino acids. Gene Ontology annotation, molecular function: GTPase activity; GTP binding. The record is from RefSeq and is a predicted model, not a curated record. NCBI's taxonomy places the organism in Eukaryota, Metazoa, Chordata, Mammalia, Rodentia, Muridae.